Messenger RNA from Heterocephalus glaber (naked mole-rat), 4944 nucleotides. The record is from RefSeq and is a predicted model, not a curated record. Lineage: Eukaryota; Metazoa; Chordata; Mammalia; Rodentia; Bathyergidae.
CUGCCCUGGAGGUUUAUCAGCAAGCUCAGAGCAGGUUAUAUUCUCCGAGCCAUAGAGAUCAUAACCUUGUUUGGAAUUUAUCUGUAGCUAAUGAUUAAAGAAAGGAAACGUAGGGGGGAACUGUUAUCUGUUCCUGGCUUCUCAUGUACCUUUCUCAAGUACUUGCCAUCAGCCUGCCUCCAGGCCUGCACAUGUCUAACUUCCUGCUUCACAUUCCCCUACUCCAGUUGGGACUCUCAAAUCUUUUAGGGCAAUGUUAUUUUAUCUAUUUCCUGCUGAGAAAGGGCACUUGAGAGACUUGGGGCUUUCACUUUUGCUGAAUUUCAGAACUAGGGAGUGAGUGGAGGGUCUUAUGUGAUUGAGUGGGAUGGGGUGUAAAGGAGAGAUGAAGUUAAGGAAACAGCUUAAAAUACAACGCCUAGAUAUAAAGAGAAAAUUUAAAAUAGCAGUCAUUUCCAUUAUGAGGAUUGGGAAAGCCAUGUCCACAUCACUCUCCAAAACCCCCCCGGGCCGGGGGUAGGGAACAUAUCAGGGGUGCCUUGGACUUAGUUUCUAAAGUCCACUGCACCCAGAAGUACAGGAAUUGGGUAACAAUCCACAAAUCCAGCAGCCAUUGCUUUCAACAUUCUGGGCAUACUGCUGAGCCGAAAGGAGAAUGUAAUUGUCUUCUUUAGUUGGCAGACUAUGGACAGAAAAAACAUCGAGAACGAAUGAUAAAAUAUUGUUGUCCUGGUCACAUCUGAUAUGUCAUAGUAAAAUGACCAGAGUAAAAAAAGAAGGAAGAUGGCAGCUGAACUUACUGUAACCAACUUUCUUUUUAUAAGGCGUACUAUAAACAGCAGCAGGUCGGCCCAUACCUCCUCGAAGUAUACAGGAAUAGAAAGGAGGAGUGGGGCCUGCUCAGCGAGGCACAGAGACUCCUGUACUGCGAUGUGAUGCUGGAGAACUUUGCACUCAUAGCCUCUCUGGCCCUGCAAGCGGUGCCUCCACCUCUCCCUGAGCAACCCCACACCUGUUUGUCAAAGCUUUGCAGGAAAGGACCAAGCAGAAGGAGCCUUUUAAGGGCUCACCUCUUUCAGGUGCCAUGUCAUUGCCCAACUCGAGGUGGGGAAAGAACCCUGGGUGCCUGACAGAGUGGCUAUGACUUCAGCCAUGACAAGAGGGGCUUUUGGCAGGCCUGGCUCUGAUUUUUGCUGUGGAACAGAGCUCAAGGAGCUACCUUCUGAGCAAAAUGUUUCUGUACAAGGAAUAUCCCAGGAUGGGAAUCCCAAGACAUCUCUGUCCACACAGAAGACCUACCCCCAUGACACAUGUGGCCCACACUUGAAAGACAUUUUAUGCCUGGCUGAACAUCAAGCAACACGUGCCAGGCAGAAGCCCUACAUGUGUGAGGCAAGUAGGACAGGGUUCAAGUUCAACAGAAACCUUCCCCAGCAGCAGGUGCAGAAGAAUGCAGACAAGCCUGCCAGAAAGGAGGAGGGCAGGGCCUCUCCUGGAAAGAUCUGCUCAGACCACUCAUCACAGAAGCCUUCCAUGUGUGGGGAGGGCAGGGAGGACUUUGUGGCCACAUCAGGCUUUGUGCAGAGUCAGGUCACUCCCAGUGUGGAGGAGGCACACAAGAAUUCUGAAGGUGCAUUAGAUUAUCCCACUGCUAGGGAUGCUUUCAGUGCCACAUCCACACUUGUUCAUCAACAGACAGUCUACACUGGAGAGAGGCCCUAUGAGUGCAGCAAAUGUGCAGUAGUCUUUAGUGAUGCCUCCAGCCUCAAGCAACACCAGGGAGUUCACAAUCGAGGAAAACCUUAUGAGUGCUGUGAGUGUGGGAAAUUUUUUAGCCGACACUUCAGUCUUGUGGAACAUCAGAGAAUUCACACUGGUGAAAAGCCAUAUGAGUGCAGUGAAUGUGGGAAAUUCUUUAGCCAACACUCCAGCCUUUUUCAACAUAAGAGGAUUCACACUGGUAGACGUACUCAUGAGUGCAGAGAAUGUGGGAAAUUCUUCAUCUGCAACUCCAGCCUAAUUAAGCAUGGGAGAGUUCACACAGGAGAACGACCUUAUAGGUGCAAGGAAUGUGGGAAAUCAUUUAGGCAAAUCUCCAAUCUCACCCAACACCAGAGAGUUCACACUGGAGAACAGCCUUUUGAGUGUGAUAAAUGUGGGAAAGUCUUCAGCCGAAGCUCCAACCUCAUAAACCAUCAGAGAGUUCACACUGGUGAAAGGCCUUAUAAGUGCACUGAAUGUGGGAAGAUGUUCAGCCAAAUCUCCCAUCUCAAGAUCCAUCAGAGACUUCACACAGGUGAACGGCCUUAUCAGUGCAGUGAAUGUGGAAAAUACUUUAACCAAAGCUCUAGCCUCAAAGCCCAUCAAAGGUUUCAUACUGAUGAACGACCAUAUGAGUGCAGUGAAUGUGGGAAAUCCUUCAAACAAAGCUCAAAUCUGAGGCAGCACCAGAUAGUUCAUAAACCGGACAGGCCUUAUAAGUGCAGUGAGUGUGGGAAAGCCUUCACCCAAAACUCCACCCUCAGUAACCAUCGCAGGCUUCACACUGGUGAACGGCCUUAUGAGUGCAGCGAAUGUGGGAAAACCUUCAGACAAAGGUCGAAUCUAAGUGAGCACCAGAUAGUUCAUAAACCAGACAGGCCUUAUAAGUGCAUUGAAUGUGGCAAAGCCUUCAGCCAAAAGCGCACUCUCAUUCAGCAUCAAAAAAUUCACACCAGAGAAAGGAAUGUAGAGAAUGUGCAUCUGCCUUGUUGAACACAGCUGUAUACAGCAGAGACAGUGAGAGACUGUGACAGUGGGCCUUAUAAGGGAGUGUUAGCCAGACUCUGAACUUCAUUCAUCCAUGUGAUCACACGGGGGAAAUUCCCUAUGAAAGCUAUGUAUGGUGGAUGCUUUCAGGACUGAAGUCAUAUUUGUCCAUUUUGUCACUGCUAGAGUUUGCAACAGAAGCCGUCUCAGCUUGGCCCACUGGCUGGCCUCCAUAGCAUGUUUCAGCCAUUUCACCAUCUCAGGGAAAGCAGCCCUUUGCUCUCUUUCUAGUCCCUGAAUGGAACCUGAGUUUCUGAGGCCAUCAGAAGAUGUCACUUCUUUCUCAUGGCUGUUUUAGUUGUAGGUAUGACCCAUUCUUGGCCACGAUGACCUAAAUGGAGUUCUGCUGGCAGCUUACUGAGAUGGUUUCCUUUUUCAGGAUAUUCAGUGGUUAAAUGUGAUGGAUUUGUUCAUCUUCUAUACGACCUGACCCAAGUACCUAAAAUACAUUGGUCUAGUUCAUAUUAUGCUGGGAGCCUUACUGAUUAAAGCAUAUUUUAUCUUACUGUGAGGAGUAGUUUGAACAGAGAACAGAGUUAAGGUCUGUUAAUGAACAGUUAGCUCCAAAUUGUGUGCUUCCAAAUUGACUGCCUCAGAAGUGACAGUAGGAUGGCAGAGAACAACUGUCAGCCCAGAUUUGGCCUUAUGUUAACUGUUCGCCAAGGCUUUCUAGGAAAGACUAUAUUGCUUUGUGGGCCUGUAUUGCAGUCUUGAAUGCUAUGAAUUUUCCUGUCCUGAAUGGCAUGAAUUUUUCUCUUAUCCUAAGGAGGUAGAAGUUGUGACCAUCUCUAGAGCAUCUGAGAGCAGUAUCAAUUGGGUCCCUUAUCUCCUAGCAUAGUGAUGGCAAGUCUUUUAGAGACCAAGUGUCCAACCUGCAACCCAAAACCCAUUUAUUUAUUGUAAAGUGCCAACAUUGCAGUUAAACCUGAAUGCUCAGCUGCUUGGGAAAUGCUGGAGUGACUUGGCUUGGGUGCUGAAGGCUCUGUGUACCCACUAUGGCACACAUACCAUAGGUUUGCCACAACUGCCCUAGCACUAUUAAGCAGCUGUUCAACUGUUACCUGCCAAGGAGUCAUAUGCUGUGAAGUUCACUGUCUGUUAUACAUAUGUGUCCAUCUUUAAGACUUGCUAAGUCCAAGUGGAUCUAUAGUUUGUAUAGAAACACAGUGUGACUAUAGAGAGUGGGUGAGACUAUUGCUUACCUGUGAGAAUGGAACUAUUCUAAAAAUGUAUCCUUUAAUGUUCCUUUGAAUGUCUCUGUGUAGAAUUGAGGGCAUUAUGGCUUCUAUCUAGAUGUCCUCCCAAAGCCUCAUACAGUCAUAAAUAGAAAGUUUUGAAGGUGGCUGGAUUAGGGUGUGUGAAUGUGGAUUAAGGGUGUGAUGCUGGGAUUAAGGGUGUCCCACCCUGCUUGUGGGUGGCAGUGACCAAUAGAUUUAUAGCCUGGAUGAAGUAUAAAGGCAGGCUUGCUGCUGCUGCUGCUGCUUACUGCUUUGCUGUCUCCAGCCUGCUUGCCAGGGACUAUUUCUCCUCUGUGAUGCCCUCUGCCAUGCUACCCUGCCUUGGAGCCAGCCAACUAUGGACUGAAACCUCUAAAAGCUGUGAGCUAAGGGCCGGGGAUUUAGCUCUGUGGUUCCGCUGCCUGCCUUGCAAGGGCAAGGACCCAAGUUCGAUCCCUGGUACCAAAAAAAAGAACUGUGAGCUGAAAUAAACUUUUCCUCCUUUAACUAUGGAUGUUGGACAAGAAAAGACAGAUUUUGUUACCAGAAGUGAGGUCGUUGUUGUGAUACCACCUGACCAUGUGAUUCAAGAGCUUUUGGAACUGGUUUGCGGAAAGAGUUUGGAAAGGUCUGGAGAUGUCAAUUGAAGAAGCAGCCCUGGAAUGCUUUAAUCUGUACUUGAUAUGAGAUUCUGGUCAGAGUUCAGAAGACCAGAAUGCUGACAGAAAGGUAGCCAGUAAAGACCACGCUCAAGAGGUUUCAGUUAAGAACAAAGAUUGUAUUGGCUGUUGGACUCCAGACCAUGUGUGUUACCCUUUGGCAGAAUAUUUGUCUGCAUUUUGCUCAUGUCCAGAGACUGAGAUUAAAGGCAACGGACUAAUUAAACUUUUUUUUUUUUGAGACAAGGCCUUGCUCUAUA